AUGGGAAAUUCUAAAAGUACAUCAAAAUUAUCUACACUAGAAUUAAAAUCAAUUUGUGAUGAAACUGGGUUUAAUAAAGCUCAAGUUAAUCGAUUAUACCAAAGAUUUCAAGCGUUAGAUGUUUCACAAACAGGAACGUUAACAAAAGAAGAUUUUAAUAGUAUUCCUGAAUUAUCCAUUAACCCACUUGGAGAUCGAAUUAUUGAUGCUUUUUUUAGAGAUAAAGGUGAGCGUGAAGAACAAAUAACAUUUAAAGACUUUGUAACUGUUAUGGCGCAUUUUCGUCCUGUUCUUGGUAAAAAAAAUGAUGGAAUAAACAGUCGUCGUGAAAAACUGCGAUUUUCCUUUUCGAUGUUUGAUUUAAAUAAAAAUGGAUUCAUCACAAGAGAAGAGUUUAAAGUUAUUUUAAAUAUGAUGGUAGGAAAUAAUAUUACAACAGAUCAACUAGAAUGUAUAGCUGAUCGUACGAUAACAGAAGCUGAUACAAAUAAUGAUGGCAAAAUAUCAUUUGAAGAGUUUUGUAAAGCAAUGGAUAAGACAGACAUUGAACAACGAAUGUCUAUUCGAUUUAUAACUACUGUAAAGUUUAAUUUUACAUAA
This is a messenger RNA of Strongyloides ratti, 600 nucleotides long. Its product is annotated as EF-hand domain and EF-hand domain pair-containing protein. Gene Ontology annotation, molecular function: calcium ion binding. The coding region runs from base 1 to 600 and encodes 199 amino acids. The record is from RefSeq and is a predicted model, not a curated record. NCBI's taxonomy places the organism in Eukaryota, Metazoa, Nematoda, Chromadorea, Rhabditida, Strongyloididae. The transcript has 3 exons.